AUGGAGCACGCUCAGAAGUAUGAUUGUUUCAUCAUCAUUGCUUCAGGGCGUUUCACUGAGCAUGAAACCAAGCUGGCCCAAGAAAUUCAGAAAAUGAACAAGAGGUUUUACUAUGUGCGCACAAAAGUGGAUGUUGACAUGAAUUCUGAAAGCAAGAAGCAAAACUUCAGUAAGGAACAAACCCUUGAGAAGUUACGGAAGAACUGCUGUGAUAAUCUGAAGAAGGCAGGAGAAUCUUCUCCAAAGACUUUUCUAGUAACAAGGAAGGAUUUGGGUAGGUAUGAUUUCCCUCUCCUGUAUGACACCUUAGAGAAAGACCUGGAUGAACACAAGAGACUUGCUUUACUAAUGGCCAUGCCGACUUUCUCAAAUGAAAUGUUGAAAAAGAAAAGGGCUGCAAUGGAAGAACUGAUAUGGAUGUUAGCAUCUGCGUCUUGUGUUGGUGGGCUCAUUCCUAUCCCAGGUCUCUCUCUUGCAUGUGAUAUUUCCAUCCUGGUGGGAGCACUGAUACGUUUCUGCAAAGCUUUCUGCUUAGAUGAUGAGUCCCUCCAUCGGUUGUCUGAAAAGGUUGGCAAACCCAUCAAAGAGCUGAAGUCUGCCAUCAAAAACACCCCAAUGAUCAAGAACAUCACACCAGACCUUGUAAUGAAUCUCUUGUUAAAGUCAACAGCUUGUGUAACACUAUCACUAGUAGAACUGGGUUUAGAUUUUGUACCUGUGGUGGGCUCUCUGUUUGGAGGAAUUAGUUCUUUUGCUGUGACAUAUUUCAUCUUGCACCGUUUUCUGCAAGAUGUUGAGGUGGAUGCUGCCAAUGUUCGGGCAGUAGCUGCCCAGCCAUAGGAAUCCCAGCUACAGAUCAAGGGUAUACUAGCAUGAGACUAAAACUCAAACCUGGGAAAAAAGAAAAUGGGAUGGGAAUUUCCAAACAAAGUUUCAUCCCUCUUUUAUCCGGUGCUCGAUCCCCAGUGCUCGAUCCCCCAAAACUAAGCGCUGCUGUUGCAGAUAAAGAAUAGUGAUAUUGCAGAUUUUAGCAGCCAUGGCCAUUUUGUGAAGGAAACCUCCAUCUUGUCUGGCCCAGCUGCAAAAGCCUGGCUUGGCAUAGAGGAUGCUUCAUAGCAUGCUUCAAAUAUGCUUAAUUUAAUAAAACAUUUUUGUCUCAUCUUUCAGAAUAUGUUUCAAGAUGGCUUACAGAGUAUAAAAUCAGCAAUAAUAAAAAUACAAUUCAUAAUACAGUAAGUAAUAAUAAAUUGAUUAUAAUAAAUACAAUCGAUACUAACAGAAUACCAUCUAAUUAAUCCAAUAAUAAGCAAAAAAGAAUAAAUCAAAUGUAGGAAAAUAAAUAAAAAGAAUGAAAAUAAUUAAAAUAAAAUAGAAUAAAAUGUGACUGUUAACUUCAAGAUCUAAAAGUCUAAAACUCUAAUUCUUAAAACGAGGGUUAAAUAAAAAGGUUUUCACCUGGCAUCAAAAAGA
Messenger RNA from Varanus komodoensis (Komodo dragon), 1470 nucleotides. RefSeq names its product interferon-inducible GTPase 5-like. Gene Ontology annotation, molecular function: GTP binding; GTPase activity. Lineage: Eukaryota; Metazoa; Chordata; Lepidosauria; Squamata; Varanidae. The coding region runs from base 1 to 840 and encodes 279 amino acids. The record is from RefSeq and is a predicted model, not a curated record. Gene Ontology annotation, cellular component: membrane. The transcript is spliced from 2 exons.